AUUUAAUGCCUCAUUUGAAAUUUUUUCAUAAAAACUUGCCAUGCUAAUUUCUUUUUUCUCUUUUCAGAUGUGGGACAAAUUCAUUUUUUUUUUUUUCAGUCAAACUUGCCAUAAAGUCUUUUCUUUUCCCAUGACUGACAUCAAAUCACCCAUUAAUGCACUUUAAUACAUACUCAUCAUCUUAAUCAAUUAAAUCAACAUUUUUGCAUCAAUUUCCAAAGUGCCUUCCAUUUCCAAAAAGAACAAAAUCAGAAGGAAGAAUCUUUUGUGGCCAGGCUGCCAUUUUUGUGGGAGUUGUUGCUUUCUUCCCCUUUAUUUCACUUGGCAAUUGUGGUGAUUUAUACCCCCCACUGUCACAAAAAGAUGACACUUCUUUUUUUGGGUUGUCACUAACUAUCAAAUCAUAUAUGUUCUCUUCCCAUAACCCAAAACAUAUUACCACACACAUUGCCCAUAAAACAAAUUUCCCAUUUAUUCACCAUUUUUCUUAGAAUAGAACUCUCCCAUUUUCCCAUCAUCUCAAACAUGCAAUGAUCACAAUGUGUAAAUUAAAUUAGUCCACUUAAUUAUGAUUAAAUUAUAUUAAUAGAAGAUUUAAGAAAAGCAAGAAAGGUAAUCAUCCAAACAUGGCAGAUGAAAUGAUAUAAAGAGGGUAGGCAAGCUUGAUAGUCCAAGAAAAAAAGGGUCUACAUCUGGAAAAGGCAAAAGAGAAGAUUGUUAUAGGAAGGCAAGUUUUGUUUCCAAAGAAUGAAAAAGAAACAGCUAAGUGAAGGUGUGAAUGUGAGUGUAAUAUCCAUAAAAAAUCAUUAAAUGGGGGUGUGUGGUUUGUGGAUAUCUACCAGACCAACUCAUUGACAAAAAAGAAAAAGAAAAAAAAAGGAAGUUAUAAUCCCCCAUAACUAUCUGCCACAUCCACAACAACCCACUCACUAACUCACCAUUUACGGCAAUGCUGCACACACAUAGAAACAUCACGCUCACAUCCAGAGGAGAAUCCUUUGUUUCCUUUUUGGGAGAGGAAGCAAAGAAAUAAAUGUCGAGAGAAAUGGGAGGAAAAAAAUGGGGUUGGGCUUCAUCCGCAGAGGAUGCUCUUGUGCUGGGUGUAUGGUGAGAAACUAUCUAUCCCAAUGAGAAAAACCCAGGAUAUAUGUUUUUGAUGAAAGAGGAUGAUGGAGCGGUUAAUCAUGAUGUCUCUUCACAAAAUUUGAUUUGUGAGGAGGGGUGCUGCUAGAAUCACUGGUACAAUCUUUCAAAUGAGUUCAAGGUGCAGUUGCAGUGGAAAUCCUUCUAUCAAACUGAAUUCAUUCUCCAAACAAGCAGUUGAAACUUUGAUGAUAAGUGGGUCUAGUCAUUUAUGGUCGGACUCUCCUGGGGAUUGAGCACAUAGUUAUAUAGUUGUGAUUAUAUCCCCAAGUACUAACAUGAGUGAAGACCUGAAAUUUCAGCAGAGGUGGGAGUUCAGGAGGAGAGACAGCGAAGUUGAUUCUUCAAGUGAUAAUUCCAAAUCGAGUUCCAGUGGUGAGCCAGUUCUCAAGAAGCACAAACUGGUUUCCUCUCUUAUUUCGCCUGAAAAUGAUGAAACCAGUGGUACUCCUAGAUCUCAAGCAGAAGGUAAGUCUGAUCGUAGUUCAGGGGAUCACUUCAAAAUUGGGAAAGCUAACAAAAUGCAGAUUGGAUCAAGCAAGAGGAAUAAUUUAGAUAGUAAAGAGACGAAGAGGGAUUCUUUCAAGAAAGUUAAUAAAAAGAAGAGUAAGAGCAAUGCAUGUGAUCCUGCAACAUUGGAUGAUUUUAAAAUCUUCAUGGAGUCCUUAUUAGAGGAUCUUAAAGUUGCAAGAGAAAACUUGUUUGUUUGGAUGAGGGAAGAAAUGCAUAAAUUGAUGCCUGAUGGUACUAAUUCUCGGUCAUCAAGGAGAGGGGGUGGUUGUCGGCAGGAGAACGUCCAAGUGCAGCAUCAGAACAACUUUGUUUUGGGCUUGGAAGCUCAAAAUUGCAAGGGAGGAUCUUUAGACAGGUUUGUAAAAAGGACAGCUAAUUCUACUGCAAGGUCAGCAAAGAGAAAAAGCAGUAAUGGGCAAGAGAACAUCCUAGCACAACAUCAUGCUAUCUUUGAAUCAGGCAUGAAAGCUCAGAAUUGUAAAGUUGGAUCUUUAGAGAAGUCUGUAAAAGGCAAAAAGAAGGUUGGUUCUGGUACGCAUCCAACAAGGGGAGGACAGGGGAAUGGCCAAGUGCAGCACCAGGACAACUUUGAAACAGGCUUGGAAGCUCAAAAUUGCAAUGAUAGAUCUCUGGAGAUGUCUAUAAAAAGCCACAGGACUGCUGGUUCCAGCAUUCCAUGUGAAGUCCCUAAAGAUCAAGUUGACCAAGGUCAAGCUAUUGGACCCUUGACAUCAACUGAAAGGAACAAAGGAGAAAUGUUGGAUUUAUCUGCUACAAGGCCAAACUUCUUGUCCAAUCCCUCUGAUCAAGUAGCUUCUUCGAUGUAUUUGACCUUACCUACUGUUCUACCUGAGCCCUGCUAUGAAAACUACAGGCUUGAUUCUUCCUUUUGCAAUUAUAUUCAACCAGGAAUUGCUGGGAACAAAAUGGCCAUGACUUCAGAAAGAUCAAAUCUAGUACCUAGUGCAAGCUUUCAUCGUGGAAACUUUUUAGGCAUCCAGCAAGAAGAGAAAAUCGGAAGUUUUUCUCAAAUGGGGUCCAGAAAUGUCAGUGGUAUAGACCAAAAUAGCAUUCCAACUGCAAGUUUCAGUGCUGGGUUUCCCAUUCCACUUCAUCAGGGUUUGAAUGGAUAUUUUAACAUUCCAAAUCAAGUUGGUCUGGAGAAUCUACCCCGAGAGAAUAACAUAUUGGGUCUAAGGAUGAAUGGAGGAGCCAUAAGAUUCUCUGCUGGAAGUAAUGCUUUUCCAGAACAUUUUGUUGCCAAUAAUUUGCGCAGCCAUUUGAAUUACAAAGCUGAUGGUGGACUUAUGGCAUUUCAAACCCCAGACAUCAAAGACAGUCAUCUAUUCCAAAACUAGUGUAAUGGGGAUGAACAAGAGAUAGGAAUCAGAAUUCUUAAUCAGAUGCUUUCAAAUAGAGCUUCUAAUGCCUUGUUUCUUUGUUCUUGAAAAGAAAAGAAUGACUUAAAAAGCUCCAAUUGAAUAGCUGUUUCUUCUAUAUUUGUUUGAAUUGGGAACAGAGGUUCUAGUUUCAUUGUUUUUACUGUGAUUCUGUUCUUAUUAAAGAGUUAGCAUUUGUUGAUUGCUUAGCCACUUUUUCAGUUUAGAGGGAAAUGGCAGAAGAAGGUAACUGUGGCAUAAUCUAAGUAAUAUUGAUUGUUUGUGAAGUUCGUUUCUAUCUACA
Vitis riparia (riverbank grape) is the source of this 3339-nucleotide messenger RNA. RefSeq lists its product as uncharacterized. The coding region runs from base 1422 to 3014 and encodes 530 amino acids. The record is from RefSeq and is a predicted model, not a curated record. Lineage: Eukaryota; Viridiplantae; Streptophyta; Magnoliopsida; Vitales; Vitaceae. The transcript is spliced from 2 exons.